GGAGGGGGAGGAGGAGGAGAAAAAGGAGGAGGAGAGGAGAGAGGCUCUGCCAGGAAGAAGAGAGAAACUGCCUCCGACAGUCCGUCCGUCAGUCUCUACCUCGGUCCGCCCGGGCAGAGCGUUGUGUGCCAUUCCCCGAGUCCCAUGAGCAGCCCGGGGGGCAGCCCGCUCUCUGUAGCCCGCCCGCAAGUUGCCCCCGCCAGCCCCCCAAGAUGAUGAAGAGGCAGCUUAAUCGGAUGCGGCUGCAGCUGUCCCAGACCGGGGGCUCGGCACGUGUCCAAGAGACUGCUGAAUUUCUGAGCGAGGACCUGCUCCAGGUAGAACAGAGGCUAGACCCAGCCAAGCGGGCUGCUCAUAAUGUCCACAAGAGGCUGCAGGCCUGCUUACAGGGCCAGAGUGGGGCAGACAUGGAGAAGCGUGUGAAAAAAUUGCCACUCAUGGCCCUAUCCCACACGAUGGCUGAGAGUAUCAAAGAGUUGGAUGCGGAGUCUAGCAUGGGGAAGGCUUUAGAGAUGAGCUGUUCCAUCCAGAGUCAGCUAGCUCGCGUCUUGGCGGAGUUUGAGAUGGCCCUGGAGAGAGAUGUCCUUCAGCCCCUCAAUAGGCUGAGUGAGGAGGAGCUUCCAUCCAUUCUCAAGCACAAAAAAAAUCUUCAGAAAUUGGUAUUAGACUGGAAUGCCCUGAAAAGCAGGCUCAGUCAGAUGGCCAAAAAUUCAAGCCUCGGGCCCGGUGUCGGGGGUCCUGGGGGUCACAACCCCAUAACCAAUAAGCUGGAGACCUUGAAGGAAGAAGAAGAAGAACUGAAGAAGAAGGUAGAGCAGUCCAAGGAUGAGUAUCUGUCAGAUCUGUACCACUUUGCUACAAAGGAAGACAGCUACGCAAAUUACUUCAUCACGCUUCUGGAGCUGCAGGCUAGUUACCACCGUAAAUCCUUAAGUUCACUGGACUCGGCCUUGGCUGAGCUGAAGGAGAGCCAUGGCCACACAGGUAUUGCUGGUAGAGAGAGCAGCACCCGGGUGUCAGAUGGCCCCUCCACCAAAGUGUACGGGGUGGCCCUGAGGACCCAUCUGCAGGAGACGGGCCGGGACAUUGCCUUGCCCCUGGAGGCCUGCAUCUUGAUGCUUUUGUCUGAAGGCAUGAAGGAGGAGGGCCUCUUCCGCCUGGCAGCAGGGGCCUCGGUGCUCAAGAGACUGAAGCAGGCCAUGGCCCUCAACCCCAGCAGCUUGGAAGAAUUCUGCUCGGACCCUCACGCUGUGGCUGGGGCCCUCAAGUCUUACCUCCGUGAGCUUCCCGAACCUAUCAUGACAUUUGAACUCUAUGAGGAUUGGAUGAGAGCUGCCAAUCUGAAGGAUCCAGUGGCCCGGCUUGAGGGCCUCCGAGAAGUAUGUGGGAAACUGCCCCAGGAAAAUCUCUGCAACCUGAGGUACUUGAUCAAGUUUCUAGCCAGGCUGGCCAAGGAGCAGGAGGUGAACAAGAUGACUCCGAGCAACAUCGCCAUCGUCCUAGGGCCAAAUCUGUUAUGGCCAUCCAUAAAAGAUGGAGACCAGGCUCAGCUGGAUGCAGCUUCUGUGUCCUCUAUCCAGGUGGUAGGUGUGGUGGAGGCACUGAUCCAGAAUUCAGACGUCCUCUUUCCAGGAGAUAUCAAUUUCAAUGUCUCAGGCUUGUUUACUUCCCCCGCUAUCCUGUAUCAAUCCCAUCCCCAGGAACAGGACAGCCCCAAGUCGGAAGAAUUCUCAGCUACUCCCUCGCCCUCUCCAGUAGCUAAGGAAAGUAAGGUAGAGUUGGAACCUCCCCCAAGGCCUGGCUCCCCAAAGGUCAGCAAGAAUCUCACAGAAGCACCUGCAUCAGCUGAGGAUACGGUCCGAAAGACCAAACGCCCAGCCCCUGCCCGGCCCAUGGUGCCGCCACCCCAGAUCCUGAGUUCUCGAACUUCACCCCCAAUCGUUUCCGCUACAGCUUCUCCCCCAACACAGCCCCAGCCCCAGCCCCAGCCCCAGCCCCAGCCCCAGCCCCAGCCCCAGCCCCAGCCCCAGCCCCAGCCCCAGCCCCAGUCCCAGUCUCAGUCACAGCCUCAGUCCUCUACUCCAGGGAGUCCGGCUACUCCCAGGGCACUCCCCCGACGUCAGGUGGGCAGCAAUAUUAAGGCCCCCUCUGUGCCGCCCCCACUGCCUCCUCAACCUCCCCAGCCUGUUCGACGGCUGAGUCGACCCUCUCCUGCUUCUCCCAGCCCCCUCCUCACCCCCAGCACUGAGACUGAGGUCCCUGGGGAGGCCAGAGGCCCUGAGGGGGACAGCUGCGCCUCCCCAGGAGGGGUCACCACUCCUCCCCAGCCUCGGCCUAGGACUCUCGCCUCAGACACCGACUGAGCCAGGGGUGGCCCGACCGCCUCCGUCCACCACAGUGCACUGCUCCUCCUCUCCCCUAUUCCCUUGCCUCUUCUAUUUUUCUGGGGUCCCUUUUCCCUCUGGCCCCAUCCUAUCUGGGAGCUCCGGUGACUCAGCCCUCAACUGCCCAAGAGGAUGGAAAUCUCCCAGCCACAAGUGCCUCUGGCCCUUAGCCCCAGCUGGGCUGGUCCCAUGCCUUGGGAGCUGAGGAGGAGCCCUGGCCUUUGUCCUCCCUCGUGACGCCCCUGGUUCUGGGCGUCCAGAGCCUCUCUCCCCGUUGCCUGGCAGGGUCCAGUCAGGGAGGGAAAGAAAAGAGUAACGGGGAGGGCCCUUACUUUGACUUUACUGGGAGAGCAACUCUUUUCCUUUCCCAGAAACGUUUUUUGAUUUUGUUUUUGUCUUGCUAUGGUUUGUAAGUUAUUUUGGAUUGAACUGGAGCAUACUUAGUGUGCAGUCCACUGCCCCUCCUGUCUUCCAAAUAAAGGCGAUUAUUGAGAACCA
This is a messenger RNA of Sarcophilus harrisii (Tasmanian devil), 2882 nucleotides long. RefSeq names its product SH3 domain binding protein 1 (gene SH3BP1). NCBI's taxonomy places the organism in Eukaryota, Metazoa, Chordata, Mammalia, Dasyuromorphia, Dasyuridae. Gene Ontology annotation, molecular function: GTPase activator activity; protein binding. The transcript is spliced from 18 exons. Gene Ontology annotation, cellular component: cytoplasm; intracellular anatomical structure; cytosol. The coding region runs from base 213 to 2363 and encodes 716 amino acids. The record is from RefSeq and is a predicted model, not a curated record. Gene Ontology annotation, biological process: positive regulation of GTPase activity; signal transduction; regulation of Rac protein signal transduction.